Molecule: messenger RNA, 329 nt
Organism: Hibiscus syriacus
Lineage: Eukaryota; Viridiplantae; Streptophyta; Magnoliopsida; Malvales; Malvaceae
Exons: 2
Coding region: 1-312 (103 amino acids)
Source: RefSeq, a predicted model, not a curated record
AUGAAAGUGCCAUCUAAGUCCUUGAAGGCAAUUUCUAUUCAACCAUUGUCUCAACGAGGUUCUUGGUCUUGGAUACUGCUGGAGAUUGUUUGUCUUGCUGUAAUAGACACAGCUCUUGGAUCAAACGUCACCUGCUACAUGAGGCGAUUGCCACAUGUUAUGAAGGUGCAUAAAUGGUUGUUUUUCCCGAUGUUUCCUCAAGAAGACAAACUGUUUGGAUAUCAGACGGGCAUCAUUCCAUGCACGAAGUGGACAUUAGCUCUGCUGUUAAUGAAACUGAUAAAAGAGAGAGUGAGGAAUCUGCCAAUAUGAAUCUCAAGUUCUAUAAA